This is a messenger RNA of Diospyros lotus (date-plum), 1235 nucleotides long. RefSeq names its product probable ATP synthase 24 kDa subunit, mitochondrial. NCBI's taxonomy places the organism in Eukaryota, Viridiplantae, Streptophyta, Magnoliopsida, Ericales, Ebenaceae. Bases 142 to 864 code for a protein of 240 amino acids. Gene Ontology annotation, biological process: pollen development. The transcript has 7 exons. The record is from RefSeq and is a predicted model, not a curated record.
UGCACGUCGAUUUACCAUACUCUACCUUUACCGGCCGUAGAGAGAUCAAAUUGAGAGAACAAUUCGUUCGACUUCGAGGACGCCAAACCCUAAACCAAAGGACCUGCUUGGACGACGACGACGAUAAUCAGAGCUCCGAUCAUGGCUCUCUCUUCUCGCCUCCUUGCCAAAUCCAAACAGUUGCGUGGUUCCCAGAUCCUUCUGCCCCUGGAGCAUGCUUUUCCUGUUCGGAGCUUUGCCAAAGAAGCUGCUCCUGCAGCCCUUAAAGGAGAUGAGAUGUUGAAGAACAUUUUCUUGGAGGUCAAAAAGAAAUUUGAGACAGCCAUGGGGGUACUUCGGAAGGAAAAGAUCACCAUAGACCCAGAUAAUCCUGCUGCAGUGGAGCAGUAUGCAAAGGUCAUGAAAACUGUUAGAGAAAAGGCAGAUCUGUUCUCAGAAUCCCAGCGUAUUAAGUACACCAUCCAAACACGGACUCAAGGCGUUCCAGAUGCUCGAACAUAUUUGUUGACAUUGAAGGAGAUACGAAUCAGGAGGGGUCUUACUGAUGAGGUUGGUGCAGAGGCUAUGAUGAUGGAUGCAUUGGAAAAAGUUGAAAAAGAAAUUAAGAAGCCACUCAUGCGGGAUGACAAGAAGGGAAUGGCUCUUCUUUUGGCAGAGUUCGAUAGGAUCAAUAAGAAACUUGGAAUUCAAAAGGAAGAUCUGCCAAAGUAUGAAGAACAGUUGGAACUCAAAAUUGCAAAAGCACAGUUGGAGGAGCUCAAGAAGGAAGCUCUCGAGGCAAUGGAAACUCAAAAGAAAAGGGAGGAAUUUAAGGAUGAGGAGAUGGUUGAUGUAAAGUCCCUGGACAUCCGGAACUUCCUGUGAGUUUGUUUGCUUGAAGGCGUGUUGCUUCUCCAUAACAGCUGUGAAGAAGAUGCCCUAAUCCAGCAAUUGUCUGAAAUGAAUAUUUAACCUUUUUGAGGCAUGUUAAAAAAAAAAAAAAAGAGAACUUUCAAGCAAGGUAACAGUUGCAACCGGAUGAACUGUUUGGUCAUUUUUUUUUUUAUCAUUCCAGUCCUGAUGCUGAGAAAGGCUUUCUUUUGUUUCCAUGGGCCAUGGCCAUGGCCAACUUGUGUUUUUGAAGUCUCUUAAUCUAUAUAUCGUUGCAUAAUAUGAUUGUGAACGUGGCUUUUCUGAAUGCCAAGACUCAUUACACUGUCCGUUCACAAUGAUCAAACCCAGUUUGGAUUUUUGAA